Desarmillaria tabescens is the source of this 336-nucleotide messenger RNA. RefSeq lists its product as uncharacterized. NCBI's taxonomy places the organism in Eukaryota, Fungi, Basidiomycota, Agaricomycetes, Agaricales, Physalacriaceae. The record is from RefSeq and is a predicted model, not a curated record. The transcript has a single exon. The annotation marks the transcript as partial.
AAUAGAGACCUCACCAUGCCAGAGAACUACCAUAUUAUCAGACUUCAGUCAUGCUUGACAUGCUUGAUGAAACUCCUCACACUUAUCAUCGACUUUUGUGUGACAGAAUGGAUGGACAAUGCUAAUAUUCUUCCUUGCUCCCAAAAUAGCUUCUGUCAUGGAAAUUGCACUCAUAAUAACUCCUUCAUUCUCCACAUGGCUAUUGAUCAUGCCCACACUCAGGGCCACAUUUUAUAUGUCACCUUUAUUGAUCUUGAAAAUGCCUUUUCUUCAAUGGAUCUAUCUGUUCUUUGGAAUAAGCUGCAUUGCCUUGGCAUUGGAGGCCUCAUGUAUGAC